AUGGUGGAGAUUCAAAGAAGAUUCAAGAGUUUUGAGUCGGCUUUCAGCAUGGCGGCGGCUCGUUCACGUCCGCCGUGUGACAACAGCAGCGGGAGCGAUCACUCGCCGGAGGACACGGAGGAUCUUUCGGAUUUGGUCGCUUCAUUCAUCGAGAGAGAGGGAGAGAUGUUACCGGAGGAAGAAAUGGAUCCGUCUUCCGAUAACGGUUCCGAAGAUGUGAAGGAGAGGUUACGUAAGCUUCUAGAAGGUUUAUCCGGCGGAGAAGAGCGGAUGAGAAUUAUGGCCGCGACGGAGGUUGCUGCAACAUUCGUCGGAGAUAUUGUUCGAGAUGGCACUUCUCCUAAGCGCCAAUUGAUGGCUUUUCUACGUAACAAGGGUUUUGAUGCAGGUCUUUGCAAGUCACGGUGGGAGAGAUUCAGCAAGAACACAGCCGGAAAAUACGAGUACGUCGACGUUCGAUACGACAGCGGAGAUCAUAAUCGUUACAUCGUAGAGACAAACCUCGCAGGGGAGUUUGAGAUAGCCCGACCAACGAAAAGGUACCUCUCAAUACUAAACCAAGUGCCACGUGUCUUCGUGGGAACUCCCCAUGAGCUGAAACAGCUGGUAAAGAUCAUGUGUCGCGAAAUGAGACGGUCGAUGAAGGACGUGGGAAUCCACGUGCCACCGUGGAGGAGAAACGGCUACAUGCAAGCCAAGUGGUUCGGUUUCUAUAAACGAACUUCGACGACUAGUGAUAGUGGCGCUGAUACGACUACGUUUAAGGGUUGCAAGGAAGAGUACUGGAAAGUGAGAGAUCCUGAGGCUAUGGUUAGUCAGCUUACGGUUGCUUUCAACGCUAAUGAGGUUGAAGUGUGA
Microthlaspi erraticum is the source of this 858-nucleotide messenger RNA. The record is from the annotation of a GenBank genome assembly. Lineage: Eukaryota; Viridiplantae; Streptophyta; Magnoliopsida; Brassicales; Brassicaceae.